AUGUAUAAUGUUGAGAAACAAAAUAAAACUUACUUGGAUAUGAUGAACGACAGAGAGAGUUUGUCGUACAGGAAACUUUCCCUUAUCCAUACCACAUCUCAAACAUUAGAAUUUACGAAAGACCAAUUGAAGUUGAUUGAAUCCGAAAACAUGUUGAAUUGGUCUAUUGCCGUGUCAGACAGUCUUAAAUCAAAAUCUAGAUUAUUAGCGAUAUCUUGUAUAAGCCGUCACGACAUGACACCCGAAAGUGAAGACCAAGACAAGACACCCAAGAGUGAAGACCAUUAUCAUGGAUUUGUCGUCGCUUACUCUAUUAAUAUGGAUUAUUUAAUUUAUACGGAACCACAAUUUAAGGUUAGCGACUAUGGUGGAAUUGUUAAAUUGUUUUCCAACCAUGAAAAUAUUGAUGGUUCUAACAAUGAUAAUAUAAAAAAGAUUGAUGGAUGUUUUCUUGUGAUUUUAAAUGUCACUGGGAUCUAUAAGUAUCACUUUGAGCACUUUGAUCAUAAACCUACUAAGAUUCGAAAGCUAAGAUAUCCGAAAAGAAUAAAUAAUGCUUUAAAAUAUAAUAUGUACAAGAUUAUAUAUCUUUCAGUGCCUAAUGUUGGCGAGGGCGAGUUUUAUAGAAGAUAUAUUCUAAAAUGUUUAUAUAAGCACUAUUUUUUCAUAGAUACUACACAUGAGGGUGCUUCAUACAUGGAACUUUAUGAUUUAAAAACUGAUCAAUUAGUAAAUACCUUUCGAAGAGAGAAUUCAAAUAGGGUGAGUUACAUAGUAAAUACCUUUCGAAGAGAGAAUUUAAAUAUGAUAAAUUACAUAGCUGACGUUCCAGGUGUUUUUGCAAUAUCAAAUAAUAACAAAUUUUUGGCCUAUAAAUCUGGAAAGUGUGUCAAAUUAUAUUUAAUUGAAUGUGGUCUUGAGAUAGCAUCUAUAAUUCUUGAGGAUGAUGAAUUGUUAUUUGAUAAUUAUUUCAUGCUUUUUUUUAAUGAUGACGAAAAGUUAUUGGUAUAUCAGUCAGAAAAUAAAUGGUCUAUCUGGGAUAUUUUUGGCUCAGUACAAGAAUCAAUUAAACUCGAAAAUCAUUGCGGGUUUGAGUUUGGAUUUUAUCCUCGAGGUAUUUUUGAUAAGACUAAUUAUUAUCAGAUGGAGCGAUCAAAUUCACUCAUAGUUGUUAACAACAACAACAAAUUAACAAUUUAUGAUGACUUAAUCUUAGAUAAAUAUAAUUUAAAGAAAUCUGGCGACAAAUUUGCUUGGAAGACUUUAUCGCUAGCCCAGCUAGACCGCAAAAAGUUAAACUCAUUUUAUCACAUAAUUGAGCCUUGGGCUCCGAAUCUCGAUCAUAGUCGUCCACGAUACUUUGUUCAUCUUGAUGGAAAAAACAAAAUUCCACUUUUGAUUGGAGGCAGUACGAUUCAAGUUUGGUACGAUCGAAAUGAAAAAAGAACUCUUGAAUUCAUUAUGGUGAUCAGGGAUGUGAAUAGUGAUGUAAAUAAUUCUAUGGAUGAUAAUAUGAAUGAGGCCGUAAUAGAAGCUUGUCACACGCUUAAAUACUUAUAUUUUGUGUCUCAUAAAGACACUAUGGUUGGCUCUGAUGGAUACGAUAAUCGCAUUCACUUAUACAAAGAAAUAGUCAAGCAAACACGAAAUAUUAUUAUAAGAUUUAUUAAAUUAUACCCAACUUCUUGGCGGUUAUUGGACUUUCUCUUUGAUUUAAUGAGCAUUCUUAUUGAUGCGAGAGAAUAUUCACUUAUAAAAUACAUAUUAUUUGGCGAAGAACAUGAUGAAGGCGAUCCUAAAAAUUACAAUUUUAAAAUCCAACAAGGUGAAUUUAUAUUACAUGAAAAAUCACUUCACAUGCCACAAUAUUAUUCAUGGACAGGUGAAGAAAAUACUAUUUCCAAAGCAUUUUCAAAUGAACAUCCGGUCUUACUAGGAUUGUUUUUAGAAUAUUAUUCUAAUAAGGCAGAAAAAGAGAUCGGAUGGAUGAUUACUGUUACCGACAUUAUACCGAAAUUACUGGCAUAUAGAAAUAAGAAGAGAGAAAAUAAAAGUGAAUUUUAUAAGUAUUAUGUUCAAUUAUUAUUUUAUAAAUCUUGCUUUUGUAAUAAUGAGUUGGAUCUAUCUCUUUUUGAAUUUCUUGAGAUUAAACCAAGCAUAAAUAAUUCUUUGAAAGUCUUUAUACCUAUAACACAAUUGAUUCCACAAGACUCUAAUUUGGAAAUAAAAACGAUUAGCAAUAAUAUAAUUCCUGAUAUUAGAGCGGUACCUUUAAUCAAUUUCACAAGUAGAAAAGAUAAAAGCUUAUCGCUGGGUAAAAGAGAAAGCAUAUUAGCGAAUAUUAUGGGCAUUUUCAAAUUUAUAAUUUUUCCUGGCAAAUAUUCAUAUCGGGAAGAGUACUCUCCUUUUCUUGACCUCAUAGAAAACCUUGAAACUGUUGAAAAUAGCGAUGCUUUCUAUUAUAACCCAUCCAUGGAAGCCACCAUGAAUUUUGUGUGUCAAUCUCCAACAACAUAUGAGAUUUCUAAUGGAAGUGAUGUGAUUUAUACUAUGGCUGGAGAGGAACCAGUUAACUCAUUUUCAAAUCUUUUUAGUGCUAUAAUUGCAGCAUAUAAUUGGGAUUCAAUUUCAUUAGAUGCUUGGGGUUUUUGGCCUCUCGUCAUAAUCGAUGGAAAACGUGCUGUACUCAAGUAUCAAAGAGAUUUUAUUUCUUAUUAUGCAUUUCUUGAACGUUCUGCUUUUACCGCGAUACACAGUGAUUUUGAUUCCAAGUUUAAGGUUGGAUUAGACAUGAAGUAUAUAUGUUUUUAUAAUGAAUUAUCUAUUACAAAGUCAUGGAAUGAGAAAUCCCAAUCAUGGAAAUCAAAUCCAAUAUAUAUACAUGCUGAAAGUCAAAUACAAACAGAUUUCGAAGUUACAAUCGAUAAAGAAAAUAUUAACUUUAUUUGGGCCCCAGAAAAAAAACCAAAAAGCAAAAUAGAAGGAUAUUAA
Messenger RNA from Racocetra persica, 2991 nucleotides. The record is from the annotation of a GenBank genome assembly. NCBI's taxonomy places the organism in Eukaryota, Fungi, Glomeromycota, Glomeromycetes, Diversisporales, Gigasporaceae.